Molecule: messenger RNA, 1406 nt
Organism: Rhodamnia argentea
Lineage: Eukaryota; Viridiplantae; Streptophyta; Magnoliopsida; Myrtales; Myrtaceae
Product: cytosolic sulfotransferase 13-like
Exons: 2
Coding region: 263-1327 (354 amino acids)
Biological process (GO): sulfation
Cellular component (GO): cytoplasm
Molecular function (GO): sulfotransferase activity
Source: RefSeq, a predicted model, not a curated record
CCUGGCUCAAACUCGCAACUAGCUGAAAUAGUCAAAUUAUAUUCUGAAGAUGACAUCCUGAAAAGGAAACACUUCGAAACCAUCUUCAACCUUGCGAACGCCUGCAACUGGGGAAAGUUAGACAUGGAUUUCAUCCGGCGGUGACUCAUUUGAUACAGGUCUGAACUCUACAGCACGGUAUCAUUGCUAAGGUGAGGUGUUCGAAUCUCAUCACUCCCUCUUAUUGCAGCUUUGCCUGUCCUUGUCAUUGUGUUUCCGCUCGAUGGACUCUACGACGUGCGAUUUUCACCAACUGCUCGUUUCGAAACCAAACGGAGAGGUGAUAAUGGACGAGGAAGGAAACGAUCCAGAAGAAAUUGAUCACAAGGACAUAUGCAUGGAAUGGGAGGCCAUACUGCCAACACUGCCCAAGCAAAAAGGGUGGAUGGCCGAUCAUCUUGUCCAAUACCAAGGAGUUUGGUUAAGCCCUUCAGGUCUAAAAGGAGUCAUGCUUGCAAGACACCACUUCACGUGUUUACCUACCGACAUUAUCUUAUCCACUUCUCCGAAAGCCGGAACCACAUGGUUCAAGGCACUUCUCUUCACAAUCAUGAACAGAAGAAUUUACCAGUUCUCCUCACACCCUCUACUUACCACCAAUCCCCAUGAUUUAGUACUCUUCAUAGAAGCCAUGUUCGAUCAAGCUCCUACAGCAAGUCCCGUUAAGGACGGCAUUUCAUCUUCGAGGUUGCUUUCAACUCAUAUGCCGUACUCCUUGCUACCAAAUUCCGUCAAAACCUCUUGUUGCCGAAUAGUGUACGUGUGCCGUGACCCGAAAGACGCGCUCAUUUCCCAAUGGCAGUACCUGAAAAGACUAAGGCCAAAAGAAAUGCCACCUUUGCCGCUCGAAGAAGCGUUUGGAUUGUUCUGUGAUGGGGUCUCGCAUUUUGGACCCUUUUGGGACCAUGCCCUGGGAUAUUACGGGGCUAGUCAAGAGUCACCUCAGAAGGUGAUGGUAUUGACUUACGAAGCCAUGAUGACGGAUCCAGCAUUCAAUAUCAAGAGAUUGGCUGACUUCGUUGGCCACCCUCUUGACCCGGAGGAAGAGAGCGGAGGAGUGGUGGAGAGGAUGGUGAGCUUGUGUAGCUUUGAGAAUUUGAGCAGGUUGGAAGUGAACAAGAGUGGGGUACAGCAAUUCACUGCUCAGUUCAUGGUGCCAAAUAGCAAUUUCUUUAGGAAAGGGCAGAUUGGAGAUUGGAGGAACCAUCUCACUCCAACAAUGGCGGAGAGUCUAAACAAGAUAACCAAGGAAAGGUUUGGUGGCCCUGAUUUGGAGUUUUCUUUAUAGCUGAUUAAGCUUUUGAGGCAGGUAAUAAAACUUUGCUUUGCUAUUAAUUUAGUAUAGAGCCAAAAUUUAGACAGAGAGG